Anolis carolinensis (green anole) is the source of this 5045-nucleotide messenger RNA. RefSeq names its product hephaestin like 1 (gene hephl1). Gene Ontology annotation, molecular function: oxidoreductase activity; signaling receptor activity; copper ion binding. Bases 166 to 3624 code for a protein of 1152 amino acids. NCBI's taxonomy places the organism in Eukaryota, Metazoa, Chordata, Lepidosauria, Squamata, Anolidae. Gene Ontology annotation, cellular component: plasma membrane. The record is from RefSeq and is a predicted model, not a curated record. The transcript is spliced from 20 exons.
CUUUCUCUGGUUUCUCAAGUUUUCUGGCCAGUCCCCUCUUCAGCCCCAAAUUGCUGAAUGGGAGGAGCGUUGCUUUGUCCAUUCUUCCUGUCUGACUCGUUGGGAUGUUUGUGGGCAGAGAGGUGAGCCCAGUGUUGGCUGUGUCUCACCAAAACACAGGGAUAAAUGCCUCCAAUAAAGCCAGCUGCCUGCAUUCUGCCAUGCCUGAUCCUCUGGCAUUUACUUUUAGCUCAGGGAUCUGUCAGAAUUUAUUAUAUCGGAAUUGUGGAAGAGGACUGGGAUUAUGCACCAACCGGGAAGAAUUUGAUCACAGGACGAAGUCUGGUUGAGGAUGAAAAAGCAGCAGUGCAUGUCAAAAGAGAUGCCAAGAGGAUAGGCCAUAUUUAUAAAAAGGCAAUUUUCAGACAAUUCACAGAUGAAACAUACUCUCAGGAGAUCUCCAAACCACCUUGGUUGGGCUUUCUUGGUCCAGUGCUGAAAGCUGAAGAAGGAGAUACUUUUGUUAUUCAUUUGAAGAACUUUGCUUCGCGGCCUUAUUCUAUACAUCCACAUGGAGUCUUCUAUACAAAAGACUCUGAAGGAGCCCUCUACCCUGAUGGAACCAGUGGAAAAAGCAAAGAAGAUGAUUUUGUUCGCCCUGGGACGAAUUACACAUAUACCUGGCAAGUUACGGAUGAGUUUGCACCAUCUAUGACAGAUCCACAGUGUCUGACUUGGAUUUACCAUUCGCACAUCGACACACCAAAAGAUAUCAAUACUGGAUUAAUUGGACCGUUGCUGGUUUGUAAGAAAGGAUCAUUAAACAAUACUUCAGGGUCGAUGAGCCAUGACCCCAGAAACUUUGCUCUGAUGUUCAGCAUUGUGGAUGAAAACCUCAGUUGGUAUCUGGAUGAGAAUAUAAACACCUUCUGCUUAGAUCCCAGUUCAGUUGAUAAAGAUGAUGAAGAUUUCCAGUUCAGCAAUAAGAUGCAUGCAAUCAAUGGCUAUAUGUUUGGAAACCUCCCUGGCUUGGAGAUGUGUGCUGGUGAACGAGUGUCCUGGCAUUUGUUUGGAAUGGGGUCCGAGACAGAUAUUCACUCCGUUCAAUUCCUUGGCCACACUUUCGUCAAGAGAGGACACAGGGCAGAUGUCACCAGCCUCUUUCCAGCCACCUUCAUCACAGCAGAAAUGCUAGCAGAUAAUGUUGGGAAGUGGCUUUUGACCUGUCAAGUCAUCAAUCAUAUAAAUGCUGGUAUGAUGGGAUUAUUCAAGAUCAAGGAUUGCAACCAAAAUAUUACAAAGCCUUCCCAGAGUGGUCAAGAAAGAAGAUACUUUAUUGCUGCUGAAAAAACCCUUUGGGAUUAUGGACCUGGAGGCAUUGACAAAUUCACCGGACAAGUUUUAAAUGCAACAGGAAGUGACUCUGAACCAUUCUUCACACAAGGAGAGGAUCGAAUAGGAGGGCAGUACUGGAAAGUUCACUAUGUUGCCUACACUGAUGGGAGAUUUGCCCAAAAAAAGGAGAGACCAGAAGGUGAUGCCCAUCUUGGCAUACUUGGCCCUGUUAUCAAAGCCGAGGUUGGAGAUACAAUUUUGGUUACUUUUGCUAAUAAGGCGGACAAAAACCACAGCAUGAUGCCCCACGGUGUGGCUUUCAGCAAGUCGUCAGAAGGAGCCACUUAUGAGGAUGGAUAUGAAAAGCAUGGUGCCCAUGUGAAACCUGGUGCAAUCUUUGAGUACAAAUGGAGAGUUCCUGAAAGUGUUGGCCCAACAGACAAUGACCCACCUUGUCUCACUUACCUAUAUUAUUCGGCAUCCGAUCCAGUGAUGGACACCCAAGCUGGUCUUAUGGGACCUCUAAUAAUAUGUAAAAAGGGUUCUCUGGAACCUGAUGGAUCACAGAAAGGAAUAGACAAAGAAUUCUACUUGCUCUUUGCAAUCAUUGAUGAGAAUCUGAGUUUCUAUCUUGAUAAAAACAUUGAAGCAUUUGCUGGCAAUCCCUCGAAGGUUAAUAAAGAAGAUGAGGAUUUCCAAGAAUCCAACACAAUGCAUGCUGUCAAUGGUUACCUGUAUGGCACCAUGCCCGGUCUCAAGAUGUGCAAGGACGACAAGGUUUCUUGGCAUAUGAUUGGGUUAGGCACUGAAACCAACAUGCAUGGUGUCCAUUUCCAAGGAAACACCAUUCGUUUGGGUGGCACAAGGAGGGAUACUCUUACUUUGUUCCCUCACACCUCAACAACAGCCCUGAUGCAGCCGGACCAAGUAGGAACUUUCCAGGUGGUUUGCACAACGUUUGAUCACUUUACUGGUGGAAUGAAGCAGAUGUAUGAAGUCAGGCCCUGCGGGAAGAUGUUGCCCGAUGGGGAGUAUUACGGGACAAUGAGAACUUAUUAUAUUGCUGCUGAAGAGAUGGAGUGGGACUAUGCCCCCGACAAGAACUGGACAGAGGGAAUGAGCACGGAGGACAGCUACGGACAUGUAUUUCUGAAUCAUGGCGAAGAUCUCAUCGGGUCAAAGUACAAGAAGGUGGUUUACAGAGAAUACAAAAACGGAGAGUUCACGGAGCAGAAAACGAGGACAGUAAAGGAGCAACAUCUUCAAAUUCUAGGACCACUGAUCCAUGCAGAAGUUGGUGACUCAAUACUAAUUAUAUUUAAGAACAAAGCUAGUCGGCCUUACUCAGUAUCAGCACAUGGUGUAGAAGAAGGAGGAGGAACUGGGAGUAAAGCACGUGUCACGAUGCCAGGAGAUAUUAGUACAUACCGGUGGAAUGUCCCACUCAGAUCAGGCCCAGGCGUGUCCGAUCCUAAUUGUAUCACUUGGGUUUACUACUCAACAGUGGAUUUUGUAAAGGAUAUGUACAGCGGCUUGAUUGGGCCACUUAUAAUUUGCAGAAAGGGAAUAUUAAAUGAAAAGGGUCUAAGGAGAGAUAUUGAUCGUGAGUUUGCUCUCCUUUUUCUGAUCUUCAAUGAAAACGAAUCCUGGUACCUGGAUGAAAACAUUGAGAAAUAUCUACAUAAAGAUCCUAAAGAAUUCAGUCCUACUGAUGACUUCACAGAAGGAAACAACAUGCAUGCAAUUAAUGGGAAGAUCUAUGGGAAUCUCCAUGCCUUAACCAUGAAUGAAGGGGAAAGAACCAACUGGUACCUAAUAGGAAUGGGAAAUGAAGUUGACCUCCAUACUGUCCAUUUCCAUGGAGAGAGCUUUCUCUUCAAGAUGGAUCGUGAUCACAGAGGAGAUGUGUAUGACCUUUUCCCUGGGACUUUUCAGACUGUUGAGCUCCUAGCAUUCAAUCCUGGCACAUGGUUGCUCCAUUGCCAUGUCCAUGACCACAUUCAUGCCGGGAUGGAGACAACUUAUACCAUCUUCAAGUCAGGAAAUGUAGCUGCAACCAGAGUCUACGAUGCAAGUACUAUUAAGAGCAAGGCUGCUGGAAAAGGAGAUAAUCACAGACAAGGAAUAGACUUCUUUGGCAACAAGCUACAACUGGGAGAAGCAAGCUCAGUCCUCAAAGCCCUUUUGCUCAUUGGACUUGUGCUUUUGGUGGCCGUUUUGGUCCUUAUCCUUAUUCUGAUUUCCCAGAAGAAAAGAGUCCGUUACAGUUACAUUGGUCCGAAGCGUGAUCUUCCAAUGGUGUCCCUCUAAUAUGCCUUCAGUGAUGUUGAUAACACCUUGACAUGAGACUGACAGCAUACCUCCCAUGAAAUAUGUCUAUGCAAAAUGAUAUACUAUCAUUGACUAUAUGAAAUAUUUUAAAGAAUUGUUAUUGUCAGGAUAAAUCAUAGAGGCUCAUUCAGCUGAUUUGAUGUACAUCUCCCCAUUGAUAUACACAUUGCGCAUCUACCUCAUUUAUUGGCACUAGAAGUGUUUUUGAUUAUUAUUGCUUUUUGGAACAUUUGUAUAUGUAUAUAUAUGUACAUGAUGAGAUACUGUGGAAAUGGGAUCCAACUCUAAACAUGAAAUGCAUUUAUGUGUUGCUAAAGGUUUUCAUGGCCACAUUCACUGGGUGGCUGUGAGUUUUCCGGGCUGAAUGGCCAUGUUCCAGAAGCAUUCUCUCCUGACAUUUCACCCACAUCUAUGGCAGAGGUUGUGACUACUGUUGGAAACUUGGCAAGUGGGGUUUAUAUAUCUGUGGAAUAAUGUCCAGGGUGGGAGAAAGAACUCUUGUCUGUUGGAGGCAAGUGUGAAUGUUGCAAUUGGCCACCUUGAUUAGCAUUGAAAAGCCUUGCAGCUUCAAAGACUGACUGCUUUCUACAUGGGGGAAAACAGCGAAAUUCCAGACAAGACACUCAGAAGACAGGGGAAUUCCAGACAAGAAACAAUCAGGGCCAGCUAGCACCUCCUAACAAAGGAUUCUCCCAGGCAGGAAGCAGCCAGGCUUUGAAGCUGCAAGGCUUUUCAAUUGCAAUAUUCACACUUGCCUCCAACAGACAAGAGUACUUUCUCCCACCCUGGACAUUCCACAGAUUGCCUAGUUGCCUAGUUUCCAACAGACCUCACAACCUCUGAGGAUGCCUGACAUAGAUGUGGGUGAAACGUCAGGAGGGAAUGCUUCUGAGACCUGAGGCUGUUAGGAAUGGUGGGAGUUGAAGUCCAAAACACCCGGAGGGAGGGCCAAAGUUUGCCCAUGCCUGGUCUAAAACCAACUAACCCCAUCCUAAAUUCCCCAGAGAAAGUAUCAAAAAUGCACCUUACAAUAUUAGGACAGGUUUCAAACUUCAACAUAGAAUGAUGAUGAGCUUCCUCAGGUUGCACUGAAUUGCCUACUUAUUUAGGACUACAUAAGGCUGCAUUGACAGAUGUUUUGUCUUGCUUAUUUAUUGCAUAGUAUGAGCGUUUUAAGUGAUGAUUACGGGUAGCAUCUUUGACUUGGACCAAGGAGGUUGUUGUCUUCUUCUGGCACAAAACGUUCUGGCAUUUGCUCAGCCUUUGUGCGCAUAAUGUCUGUAGUUCCUCAGACAAAGCGCAGAAUACAAAUGUGCCAAAUAAAGGAAUUCGGCGCUAGUUAGAUUACUGAAGGAGCAAAGGAAAUGAAUUUUUAUCAAUAUAAUUAUUUCUUGUUUUAA